Molecule: messenger RNA, 433 nt
Organism: Boeremia exigua
Lineage: Eukaryota; Fungi; Ascomycota; Dothideomycetes; Pleosporales; Didymellaceae
Exons: 2
Coding region: 1-357 (118 amino acids)
Source: RefSeq, a predicted model, not a curated record
AUGGGCGCUUCGAAAUCUACGAGCUGGGCUUCGCUCGCUUCGCUCCACGCUACGAUUCGGCGGUUGAAAGAGCAGAACGAGAUCAAGUCGGGCAAAAGGUUCUUGGGCAAGACCAAAAAGAGGUUUCACGAGAUCUGUGGUACGGUCAACGAUCAUCUGACAAUACUGAAGAUACUGCCUCAGGGCGAGUACUACACUGCACCUAUAUGCGGAGCUGUGGAGCUCAUCGUGAAGGCUUCAUCUAACCGCGAAAUCGUUAGCGAAGAGUUCGGCGCCGCCCUGAAGGAGAUAGACGACACCUUCUUCUCCGUGCGGAAGGAGCUCACGCUAUCCCAAGACGUAGCCUUCCUGGGCUGAACCAUCGAACUAUGCUGUAAGACUAUCGACUCCCUGGGAUUUCCCUUGCGCUGGUAUACCCAGAACCACUGGAAGA